Molecule: messenger RNA, 1852 nt
Organism: Cydia amplana
Lineage: Eukaryota; Metazoa; Arthropoda; Insecta; Lepidoptera; Tortricidae
Gene: Usp30
Product: ubiquitin carboxyl-terminal hydrolase 30 homolog
Exons: 9
Coding region: 338-1852 (504 amino acids)
Biological process (GO): protein deubiquitination
Cellular component (GO): nucleus; cytosol
Molecular function (GO): cysteine-type deubiquitinase activity
Source: RefSeq, a predicted model, not a curated record
CUGAAAUGUGGAGUCGGAGACAUUAUACUGAUGUGGUGCUUUGGGGGUGCCCUCUUUCUUGUAGGAUUAGGAUACAUUGUUUAUCAUUAUUGGUGACACUAAAUUCUUGUUUACCUAAAUUUUAUAAAAACCUAUUUCGUAUUUUUCUGAGCGAGCAACACUGCACGCCAAACGUCAAAAAAUUAUGAAAGAAAAAAUAUUGAAAAGGCGAUCUUCGACGACAUUGUUUUCAAAAAUCAAGAAGACGAAAAAGAGUUCCACAGUAAUUAAUGCAACUCGAAUGUGUAUUUAAAAUUAGCAUGUGAUUGUGUCCGCCUGCUAUCCGAAUAACGAGACAAUGGAUAGCGGGGACAGGAUUUUGGUGGCCGCGGGGCUGACCGCCGCGGUGGUGGUGGGUGCGUUCGUGCUGUGGGGUCCAGGGGGUGCUCCGAAGAUGCGGAAGCGGCGCGGGCAGAUAGCGGGGCUCCAGAACCUGGGCCGGACGUGCUUCUUGAACACGCUGCUGCAGGCGCUGGCGGCCUGUCCGUUGUUCAUCGACUGGCUGAAGAAGUACGCGAAGGCCGACAGCCACAACAGCAUGAUUACCACUCUCUACACCGUCAUCGAAGUUGUGAAUGGGACUCACGAGGCGGCCCGCGGCACACCGGUAUGUCCCCUGGGCGUGCUGCAAGCCCUGAGGGCAGCAGGCUGGGUGGUGCCGGCCGACCAACAGGACGCACAUGAGCUGCUGCAUGUGCUGCUCUCCUGCAUCGAGGAGGAGACCAUUGCCAUGUCGAAGAAGCCGGGCUGCCUCUCCGACGCUCUCGGCCUCGGCGGCGGGCGCGCCUGGUCGGCCCUCGCGUCCCCCGCGUCCCCGCCCGCCGCCGGCCCGGGGGGCGCCCGCGCGGACUCCACGCCCCCGACCCCCGGCACCGUGUCCACGAGGCCUCAGUCUGCAGCCGGCGACGAGCCUGCUCUAGCGGACCCGGAGCCAGAGGAGGCGCCCCCGCCGCGGCGGCUGGCCAAGGGCGUGUCCCGCUCGUUCUGCCACCUGAGCUCCGUGGGGCGGCGCUGGGUGCCCGCGGCCCCGGCGAGGCCUGCGCCCGCGCCGCCCUUCCGCGGCACGCUCGCCUCCCGUCUGCAGUGCACCGUGUGCGGCACCAAGAGUCCGAUCCGGUACGACAAAUUUGACAGCAUCUCACUAUCAAUGGCAAACGCCGCCAUUGGUAACACAGGCACCUAUAGUCUCGCUGGGCUGCUCCGUGCGUUUACGGCUCCGGAGAUGGUAAAAGGUGUCCGCUGUAACAAAUGCUCGCCCGACACGCCGCUCAACACGCAACACAUCCGUACCGUCAACUUUGGAAAGUUACCAGCCUGCCUGUGCCUGCACAUCGGGCGGGUGGAGUGGGCGGGCGGCGCGCUGUGCAAGCGCACGGAGCUGGUGGCGUUCCCCGAGACCGUGGCCAUGGCGCCCUACACGCAGGCCCCGCCGCCCAAGACGGAGCUAGUCUCGCUGAUGAGCGGCGGGCGGCUGCGCGCGGCGGACGCCGAGCAAAGCGAGGGGUCUUCCCGCGCGCUGUACCGGCUGGCGGCCGUGGUGGUGCACGUGGGCGGGCCCCGGUCCGGGCACUUCGCCACCUACCGCCGGGGGAACGGGUUCGAAGCCCGCAGAUGGUGGUACACCUCCGACACCCUGGUGCACGAGGUGUCCCUCUCGGAGGUGCUGCGCUGCGCGGCCUACAUGUUGUUCUACGAGCGCGCGCCCACGCACACCACGCACACCACGCACACGCACACACACGCGCCGAGCACGCCGGCGCACGAGGCGCACGCGCAGCCCGCCUCGCUCGAUGCGAAUACGCAUCAUAUAUGA